AUGAGCCGCACCAACAGGCCUCCGCUGACAGUUUCCCGCAAGAUCCGUAAGAUGAAGCUCCCAGGGCAGCAGAACAUAACUGCUGUCGUGGUGGGUACAGCGACUGAUGAUGUUCACAUCCAGGAAAUCCCCAAACUUAAGGUUUGUGCCCUGAGCAUGACCCGAGGAGCUCGUACCCACAUCCUGAAAGCUGAUGGCCAGAUCAUGACUUUUGACCAGUUAGCCAUGGCUGCCUCCAGGGGCCAAGGAACUGUGCUGCUUUCUGGACCCAGGAAGGCUUGCAAAGUUUACAGGCAUUUCGGCAAGGCCCCUGGAACCUCACACAGCCACACUAAGCCAUACAUCAGAUCCAAGGGCUGCAAGUUUGAGCGGGCUCGAGGUUGCCGUGCCAGUCGAGGCUACAAAAACUAG
This is a messenger RNA of Podarcis lilfordi (Lilford's wall lizard), 411 nucleotides long. The record is from the annotation of a GenBank genome assembly. NCBI's taxonomy places the organism in Eukaryota, Metazoa, Chordata, Lepidosauria, Squamata, Lacertidae.